AUGCCUGGGGUACCAUCGAACAAGGCUUGUGAGCGUUGUAAAAAGAGACAUCUCAAGUGCGACGAAACGCGGCCGGGCUGUCAGCGUUGUACCAACGCCGGCGUGGAGUGCCCUGGUUAUGUCCAAACUCGCAAGUUCAUAGACCAAGGUGCUUCUGUAAGGCGUCGAUACGCACCUUACAGUGAAACUCAUCCAAAGCCACAUGCAGCCAAAUCAGCGGAAGGUGUAACCGGUAAUCUCCCAGCCGGCUUAGAGCAAAAUGUGAUACAGACUCCUGUUGACCAGGGUCUGUCUCGCACCAACUCGGCCGCAUCAAUGAACUUGGCCCUGGGGACCGACGAAGUCACUCAAUUAGCGGUCCGGUCAACUCCAAAUGAGCUAGUGUCAACCAUGCAAGACACACCGAUGCAAACAGACGGCAUGGCCGAUGUUGUGAAUCAACUUGCCCUACAGGCUGGGCCAACCGAAAUUGCAGGUUCGGACCAGCAGAGUGCUUCCAGUCGGAGCAACGUACAGAGCUCAUUUUCGCCAAAUAAGGCCGCAGCUGGAGGUUUCGCUGUGCCAAAUAAUGUCUACGGCGAGCUCAAGAAAUCCACUGCCGCUACGCGCUUGAACUCUUCGAGAAGUCCCUCACAGCGUAGUGAACAGGAGGAGUUUCAGGAUAUAUUCUCGGAGCUAAUGACUGGUACUGAGCACGAGCUUGCUUUUCUUACGAGGCACUUCUCAGCGACUCUGGGGCCCUGGCUAGACAUCUCGGACUCUGGAAAGUUCUUUUCGGCAUACGUUCCAGUUCGCGCGAUUCACGAUCCUUGUCUCAAGUAUGCAAUCGCAGCUCUGGCAGCGAAGCAUCUGGGUAGAGUCAAAGGCGCAAUAUCUCCGGCCGGUGGAGGAUUGUUUACUAGUCCACCGACAAUGGAGGUGUACCCUAAUCCCGCUCAGGUGGAUUGGUUUUUAAAAGCUGCCAAUUACUACUAUCUUGCCGCUUCUCACAUCAACGGCUCGGUCUCCGAUGCCUAUUCAGCUGUCUCUAGCACAGCCGUCUUGGAGUCGCCAGUGGACACCGUGAGUCGAUGGCUGACCCUCCAGUUACAGCAAACUGGACAUGGACCUCCUACGGAGCAACCAGUUGUAGGGACCUUUUGGAGAAAAGUGGAAGACUUACUCGCCGCAACGGUCAUACUCACAACGUACAAGCUCUUGGAUGAAGCUGGAGAAAUGUGGCAAUCUCAUCUCAAGGGAGCCAAGUCUGCGUUCGAUGGAUUGUUGCAAAUAUACAGCAACUAUGCAGAGCCCCCACAAUUUUCACACGGGAUUGCGGCUUGCUUUUUUGACUUUGCUCGCUUUGACUAUCUAGGAGCAUACUUUACUCGGUCUUUGACACAUUUCGAUCCGGACAGCCUCACAUUAUGGAGAGCGGCCGGCGUCCCCAUUGACGAACAUGGAAACCUCCGGUUAGAGAGUGGACUGGCUCGAAACCCAAUGAUGCUCCAACGGGAGGACUUGGCAGCAAACAGUCUGAUCUGGCUUCUGAACAAGGUUCUCAACUUCUUGGCGGUUUCGAAAAGGUCCCAGGUGGAGCAGUGGGUUGGUCAGCCACCGACCGAUUCACCUUCUCCAACCGUCGCAUCUCCACGUUCUCAGCCGACUACAUCCACCUGGUUGAGGCUCUGCUUUGAGUUUCAGACGUGGGUCGAGCAGAUGCCCGAGACUUUUCGCCCCUGCCUGCGUCUUGAUCGCCCCAAGGAUCUGUCCAAACUGCCUGAGAUUGGCCAGAUGCCGUUCCCCGAGGUCUUCUACGGCAUGACAUCUUGUGCCGCCGCGAUGCAGCAGUAUCACUUUGGCCGUCUUGCAUUGUCGCUCAACCGUCCGCCUGAUGUGAUCAGCGCACCGAGCACCGCCUUUGACCGGCUACAAAACUAUCGCGAGUUGACGAAAGAGGUGGACUACCGCUGCAAGGAGAUUUGCGGUAUCGCUCUCGGCAGGCCGCAAGGUGGUGUACGUGUCUACAUGAUACCCCUACUCUUUGCCGUGGGGCAGUGCCUCGAGAGCCCCGAAGAACGCCAGAUUAUCGGAGACCUGCUCCGCGGGGUCGAAGCUGACCUGGGAUGGGCGACUGGUUCGCAAAUCCAGAAGCUCCAGAGUCUGUGGGAUCAAUGA
Messenger RNA from Aspergillus thermomutatus, 2157 nucleotides. Its product is annotated as Zn(II)2Cys6 transcription factor domain-containing protein. NCBI's taxonomy places the organism in Eukaryota, Fungi, Ascomycota, Eurotiomycetes, Eurotiales, Aspergillaceae. The record is from RefSeq and is a predicted model, not a curated record. Gene Ontology annotation, cellular component: nucleus. Bases 1 to 2157 code for a protein of 718 amino acids. The transcript has 5 exons. Gene Ontology annotation, molecular function: DNA-binding transcription factor activity, RNA polymerase II-specific; zinc ion binding; transcription cis-regulatory region binding. Gene Ontology annotation, biological process: positive regulation of transcription by RNA polymerase II.